Messenger RNA from Malassezia vespertilionis, 906 nucleotides. Its product is annotated as Mitochondrial distribution and morphology protein 12. Gene Ontology annotation, cellular component: ERMES complex. Lineage: Eukaryota; Fungi; Basidiomycota; Malasseziomycetes; Malasseziales; Malasseziaceae. Gene Ontology annotation, biological process: phospholipid transport; mitochondrion organization. Gene Ontology annotation, molecular function: lipid binding. The record is from RefSeq and is a predicted model, not a curated record. The transcript has a single exon. Bases 1 to 906 code for a protein of 301 amino acids.
AUGUCUGUCGACCUCGACUGGAGCCUGCUCACCCAGGAUCUAGCGGAGAAGCUGCGUGAGCGGAUAAACGAGCUACUUCCUGAUGUACCGCUCCCAGACUUUGUAGGCCCACUACAUGUACAUACCCUCGAGUUUGGGCACGAUCCUCCCGAAGUGGAGCUCGCGCACCUCGGCGAUGUUUGGACGCAAUUCCGGGACGGCGUCGCUGCGGCCCACCGUGCCGAGGUCUCUCUUCCUCCAACCUCCAACGCAAUGCCGAUGCGCCUGCGCACUUUUCGUCACUACGAAGGCGAGCAGCCUACCUCUGUGAACCCCGACACCGAGUAUACCUCUGAAUACGGUGACGACGAUUCCCUAUGCCGUUGGAGCGAGACGGACUCUGAACCGGGACACCCGGUGCAUGCAUCGCAGUGCGCAGAAACAGAUGAGCACAACGUGAGCUCUGAAAACAGCUUGCCAUCACUGCAGGCGCAUUUCCGCAUCCAAUGGCUCACCACAAGCAUUCGCGUGGUGCUCACUACCUCGUUGCAAAUGUACCACGGCGGCACCAAGGUCAUGUGCUUGCCGAUGACACUUGCACUUACCGGCAUGGAGCUCCUUGGCCAGCUCAUCCUUGCUUUGGACGGCGGUGAGCGCUGUGUGCACGUAUGCCUCGCCCAGGACGACGCCCAACUUGCCGAGGAAGGCAAGACGCCGGAGCGUGCCGAUCCCUACGUACUCUUGCACAUGCGCCACAAAGCAAUGCGGAUCAUUCCCUACAUGGCGUUUGACAGCCGCGUCGGCGAGCCAGUCAAGCACGUCUUGCAGAAUGUGGGCAAAGUCGAGCGGUUUGCAGGCGACGUGCUCCGCCAGCUUCUCGACACCGAGCUCGUAUUUCCCAACUUUUACACACUCUACUUGCCAUAG